Molecule: messenger RNA, 4191 nt
Organism: Kluyveromyces marxianus DMKU3-1042
Lineage: Eukaryota; Fungi; Ascomycota; Saccharomycetes; Saccharomycetales; Saccharomycetaceae
Gene: SSN2
Product: Ssn2p
Exons: 1
Coding region: 1-4191 (1396 amino acids)
Biological process (GO): regulation of transcription by RNA polymerase II
Cellular component (GO): mediator complex
Molecular function (GO): transcription coregulator activity
Source: RefSeq, a predicted model, not a curated record
AUGAAGGAAACAGUCGGAGAAGCAUGUCGCUUGGAAGACAUCAUAACGAAUAUAUACAGGCUAGAAAGAGUGAGCCAGAUCAACUAUCAGCAAUACGUCCCCAGCAAAACAGAUAACCAAUGGUCCAUUCAAGCAGAAUUGUACUUAAGAAGAAAGAACCCUCGAGUAUUAGCAGCUUUAUUUUCCAGAGAGUUAUGGUGUUUCAGUAUUAACGAUGAUCCUUUGCCUGAAUUGGACUUUAAAGUUGGGAAUGAGUCGGAUGUACCACAGCCUGAAAGAAAGGGUCACUUUACGCCAGAGUUCUCGAAGCCAAACCUACCAACACCUUAUGCUAUUUUCAUGAAGGCUCUACGACGCACAGUCUACGUGAACUUAACGCUUUCAUCAAAUAAGGGCAUUAUUCCCUUUGGAAAUUCAUGCAUAUUUCAAGAAGAUUAUACCUCAGCAACCAAGCUACUUCAUUUUGACCCACAUCUCUUCGAAAAUGGGGAUCUAACUGUGGCAAUAUGCUCUAAAGACUUGGGCCUUGCAAAGUUGAAGCCAGAAACUCUUAGUACGGAUUCCGCAGUGUACUUGGCGCCUUCUGGUAUAAGAGUUUAUCUACCGUCCUGUGAUCUCAAAAAGUGUUAUGUACCUCCUCCGAAGAAUGCAACAAUGUUUCUAAAGACUCUUUAUAUUUCGCACGGAAUUAACUUAACAAAUGAAGAAGAUUUAAAAUGGGUUAAACUGAUACCAAAUGCAAGUCAUUUGAAUGGAUUUACGCCUACCAUCUCACAUUAUCUAGACCAACCAAAAGGCACAAACUAUGUUGUCUGGCCCGCUAGUCUGUGUUUUGUGCAAAAAGCUUCAGAUUCAAAGUCUUCCCCAUACUCUUUAGUCUCAAAUUCUCCAAAAUUUGAACUAGAUGAUUGUUUCGAUAUGGUCGAUGGUUUCAUUCAAUUAAAACUCACUUCAGCAUAUAGAACACCAGGAGCUUCUGCAGGCAUGGGCACUGUUACAGGGCAUAAUCCAAUGAGUACUGGUGGGGUAUUUACUGACCAAUUUCAGGGUUUUAAUAAACACUCUGAAAAUGUGGGAAAUAAUGUCCCUUCGACAGGAGACAACAGCAAAGGUUCACCAGAUUUGUCAAACGAUCCAAACAAAACACCAGGAAAGGAAAUGAAAAGCCAAAGACAACCGUUUUCUGCUGAUGGUUACGGAAGUGCCGGGUUUAUUACUACGCCUAUUAUUAACGAGAAUAUCACUCCUACCGUGGAUGAUUUAAUUAUGGAAACCCCUUCCGUAAAACCACAGAAUGAUCUUUGGAAUGAGAAAAAGGAUAUAGUAAAUGUAAACACUAGCCAAGAAUCGAGAGAUCCCUAUCCUCCAAGUGCUAAUGCUGCUAAAGUGGAGGAAAAUAAUGAAACGUUACACAACCCAAAUUAUGGUAAUCAAAAUACCGAUGAUGUGGAACUACCGCCAGACAAUGAUGACUUUGAUAAAGACUUAUUCGGAGAAGAUAGCGAUGAAGAUGUCAGCGAAAAAAGUAAUAAUGAAAGCCUCGCUUCAGUAAAAGAGAUUACAGACGAAAUGUUCGAUAUGGCUGAUAAUGACAUGGAUGUGGAGGUUUCUUCCACAUUCUCGGCAACAUCAGAGAAUCAACAUCCCUCCAUAGAUUCUUCAGAAACCACCGACAAGAAAACGAGAACUAAACGCACAUAUUUAGACAUCCCAGUUGAUGAUAUUACUAUAGAAACGACACCAAGUCUAUAUGAAGACCCCGGUGCCCCUCUACCCAUUGAAACUCCAAAGGAUAGAAAGAAAAGCAUAUAUGCUCCAUUAAACUUCAACCCAAUAUUUGAAAGUAAUGUCGAUAACAAGUAUAAGAAUGGUGGUAAGUUUUCCUUCAAUCCAAACUCGAAUGACGAGCCGCUUCAAUUUGGCAUUAGUACAAGUAAUGUUUCGAGUUCCGAAGACGAAGACAGCGAUUUUAGUCCAUCCGAAAAUAAUAAUGGAUUUUCAGCUUCAAGAAUUUUACCAUAUGAUUCCAGGGAUAAUGAAAUACCGAUUCUUGAACCACCUUCCUAUGAACCUUUGUCAAAGGAUACUUUACCUGAUUUAAUUAACCCGCCAUCUGCUUCUAAGGAUGAAUCAGUGGUAUCUUCUUACAAUAUGAUGGGUCCGGUACUGGAUAAGUCAAUGAAAUCAAAUUUGGAAGCUAUUUGGAAACCGUCCUCGUUAAAUAAAGUGGAGAAACCUCAGUUAUCCAACGUUCAAAAUAACGAAAACAAUAUUGAAGAAAACUCCCCAAUAACAUCGAAUCCUACAGUUUUCUACGAAGGCACCCCAUUUCCGCGCCAAGAUUCACCAUAUUCAAAUUUAAAGCAAAAGAACAUUUCGAGCAAUACUGUACCCUCCGGAGACGUCGAGCAAAAAGCCGAUCAAAUAUUACAAAAUUCAGAACAGGAUCAUACGGAAUCAUCAAGAAUUUUGCCUUACCUUUUAAGACACAUGCCAUUAUUCUCGUUACCAGAUAUUUUCUUAUCACAAAAUCCGACCUUACCGUCUGGCAAAGAUCUUGACGACGUACUUGAUAUUCUAACAGACCAGAUAGUGUUCAACAAUAGGUUAUUCUUUGAUGAUCAUAAGGAUGAUUUUAAAUAUAAAGGCAUCAAAGAAUGUUCUGGUGGAAUUAUUAGUGACACUAUGAAAUCCCUGUUUUCUAAUUUCUCAAAACUUCAUGGGAACGAAAUCAUCGAAGAGAUUUUCUAUAUGCCUGAACCGUCAGUUUUUGUUAAAAAGGCUGAUAAUACGAUAAAAAUUAGAAGUUCUUCGAGUUAUUUUUCGGAGUACUUAAGUCUAAAGCCUAACCGUGGUGUUAAAAACUUUAGAGCAUUGGUAUUAACAACAGAAGCAAAAAAUGACUGUAUGUCGUUUGUUUCACAAAUGUCCCAAACUUACUCAAAUCAUGAAUUAGGCUUUUGUGAGUUAACCAAGCUAACAAACGAGGAUGAUAAGGGACUCGUUUAUUUGAAGAACUUUAACCAAGACACACUUUUACUUCUUUCUGCCCAAAUAGUUUCUUUCUGCUCCACUACACUGUCGAAUGUUAAAAAUGUGCCUUUACUUAUAUUCUUACCUAUUAAUAAACUUUCUUUAUCCGAGUGCAUAUCGAUGAUUCUAAAGUUCCAUGUCAUUAGAAAAGAAGUUAAAUCGAAGUUGCCCAAAGCAGAUAUUUUAUUGAAUUUAGUUGAUUUUGAUUUCCUAAAGAAUCCAUUAACUCCGUCUGGUGCUUACACUUCCUUGUGCAUGUCAAUAUACAACUGCCUACCACCUAAAGGUACCAAAGUAACUACUCUCACAAAUGACCUUCCAAAAGAUAUCAAGUUUAGAACCCUUAACAAUACAUCAUUGUCCAUUCAUUAUGACAACUACAUUCACUUAGCGUAUCUAAGAAGUAUUGAUCGUGAAUGGUUGAGUGCUGCAUGGUCAGAUACUGAGGGUGUAGAAAGUUUCGUAAGAACAUGGUACGUUGGUAAUUCUAGAACCCGUUUUGAAGAAGUGUGUAAUGAAAUGUGGAAAAUUACUCUUCAGUUAGCCUCUAAAAAAUUUGGAAAUGUUUGUUUGGUGCUAACUCGUCUAGACAGUGUACUACCAGAUGAUGAAUUAAUCCAUUGGAGACGGCUAUCAGUUGCAACUAAAGAUCUUCAUCUUGCUGUCGUGUGUGUAGGAGAUAACACCAAAUUAUCUUUAUUUGAUGAAGACAAAACAUAUCCUACUUUUAAGAAUUUAUUCAGGUCCAAUGGAAAUAACGACCUUGAAACUACAGGAAAUAUCGACAAUUAUGAAAUUGUUAAUAUUGAUGAGGAAGUACAUGGUGUCAUGUUCAGCAACCCUCUACAACUUGCAAAUUCUCAGCAUAGAUGUGCCAUAAAGAGCGGUGCCCUAAUUCGUUUUGCAAAGAGCGAGGGCGAUAGUUUCAUUGAUAAAUUUGAGGUCAACCUUCUAAACUGCCCUCACGCCGAUAGCUCAACUCUUUUGAAAGAGAUUUUGAAGCAGUAUAGAAACUUAGCAGGACUUAAUUCAUGGUUUGGUGUAUCUCGCGGUAAAGAUAACUACAUUCCAUGGCACGUUGUCGCUGUAAAGAAUGUCAUGGAUUCAAUUGUUCACGUCAAAAGCUCAUUUGAGAAGGAAACCUAUAUAAUCGAUUGA